This is a messenger RNA of Hypanus sabinus (Atlantic stingray), 12130 nucleotides long. RefSeq names its product helicase with zinc finger 2a (gene helz2a). The transcript has 21 exons. The record is from RefSeq and is a predicted model, not a curated record. NCBI's taxonomy places the organism in Eukaryota, Metazoa, Chordata, Chondrichthyes, Myliobatiformes, Dasyatidae. Gene Ontology annotation, molecular function: RNA nuclease activity; RNA binding; 5'-3' DNA helicase activity. Bases 351 to 8783 code for a protein of 2810 amino acids.
CGAAACUUAAAAGCCGGGCAAAACCACUGAGUCUGUCAAUAGUUCACUACCAGGCAAGUCUGUCGCGGAACGGACGGUCUGUUUAACGUGGCGGACCUGUUAGCAGAAAAUGUAUUAUUUCAUUCUGAGGAGGAGGCUUCAGCUUCUGAUCCUUUCAGAAGUUUAAAGACAGCCGAGGAUGAAUAACUGAUGACGUCAGAUGAAGAUUCUCCACACCAAAAUCAAUGCUACCCGGAAUAACAUUGCUAUGUUUGUUCGGUAACUCACUGGCUGAACGAUAAUUCCUCAUUGGACAGUUAAAUAUUAGGCAGUGGAGAAUUCCUUGAUGUGUGCAGUUCCUCUGAGUGAGAAUGAAAGGAGUGGAAGAUCUCUUCAAAGAGCUUGAUUUGCAGCUAAUUUGCCUUCAAUGUUCUGAGCCAACGAAUGAGAGCAGUGUUGUUCUCAAAAAUGUAAAUCAUGAAUGCCAGCACCUCCAACUUGUUGCACGGAAGCCGCAAAGUGUAUGGAAAAUAAUUCGGAGGCGACCAACUUUCAUUAAUCCUGUGCGCUAUGAAGUAUGUUGGUUCUACAAGGAGGGCACUGGCUGCAAGAAACAUAGGAAUAACUGCACAUUUGCUUGGAGUAAGGAAGAAGCUUUAGUAUGGAAUUAUGAAAAAGAUAACAAAACUAAACGAAGCACCCUGAAGAAUUUAGUGGCCAAAAGAGCAAACAACAUAAAAUUGUGUUCCAACACACCUAGUGCAAAACAGCAGAGAGCUGAGGAAACCAUUGUUAAUGAAUUUGAAGGACUAUUUGUUGAAAUAUGUAAAGUUUGCUUCUAUAAGGCACCUCAGCAAAUAGCUGUUCAAAACUCUAAUGGCCUUUGUUCACUUUCACCACAGCAUAACUGGAAGCCAUUAUUGGUCCAUAUCCUUGCAGGCACCAAUGAUAUGAAGCAAUUCAAUGAAAUUAAAUCUCUCCCAUCUGUAGACAAAAUCCGGUAUUGUGAUACAGUAACUCGAGGAGAAUUUUGUCUACAUAAUGAUUGCAAUUUUGCUCAUAGUGAAGUUGAACUGAUGGUAUGGAUGUCAGAGGUGCAACAAGGUUUGAAGCGUCCCACGUUGCUUCAGAUAUCACAGCAACGGAUCAUGAAUGGGCAGCCCGAAGCAGUACAGAUGAUAGAAGACAAGGUUAAUUUCUACUGCAGAGUAUGUCUGAUAACCUUUUCUUCUCAGGAUGGAUUUGAGAGUCAUUGUUCAUCCAUAGAACAUGUUCAGAUGGUCAUGACAGACACGACUGUUGAGUGGAAACACCGAAAACCACCUCUUAAAGGAAAAAACAAUUACCAAAUGUGUCCAAGGGUAGACAUUUGUGAAUUUGGUGAGAACUGCAUUCAUGCCCACUCCCAUGAAGAACUUGAAGAAUGGCUAAUGCGGACAGAGGUUGGACAGAAUCGGAAGAAAACAGCAAAAAAUCAAGGGCUUAUUUCCUUUCGGGACAGUUUUCUUGAAGAAUACAGGAACUGUAGGAAUGAAAUACUGAUUGUGUCGACAGAAAUUAAUGGAAUAAACAUAUCAUGUGAUCGUGAUUUAAGAGUACACCGUUAUAAUAAAAAAAAUAAACUCAAGUGGAACUUUCAGAUUCAAUCUCAGAAAGCACUGUUGAAUGUUGCUCUGCUGAAGAGAGAACCUGGUGCAACAUUUUCACUGGAAGGAAGAAGUUUACCAAAAAAUUGCCUUAGUGCUGAAGGCAAAAAAUUCCAGUUAUCCAGAACUCUGUACAGUAUAGUUGUCUCAUUUGAAGCUGUGAACAUAGGAAUUUAUGAACAAUGGGUUGUUUUUGAUUUUGGAAACAGACCUCUUCUUGUCAGAAAGAUUCAUAUUGGUACAGAAGAUGUUUCUCAAAUAUCCAAUAAUGGGACCAGUGAUUUCCAGUUUGUCAGCCUGGAGAGAUGGAACAGUGGAAAUAGAAGGAUAAUACCUUGCAUGGAAAGAAAUGAACAAGAGCACGAUGUGUUGCAGAAAUACAAGUCACCAUCCAUAGCAUUGGAACACAACACCAAAGACAUGUCGAAAACUCCAAUAACACGCACAAAUUACAAAGAAAAAAUGCACAGUUUCCUGUACCAAGAGGAGCAAGCAGAAGCUGACAUAAUUUCAAGACUCAAUCUACAGGUGACCAUUUCAAUCACUGAUAAAUUGGAAGAAACCACGGAAGGGAUGAAUUUUGCGCCACCUGGAGAGCUCUUUGCUGUUGUUCCAAUGCCUCCUGCUCUGACUAACUCAAAUGAAGGCUAUCUAUUUAAGAGAGCAGUUAAAACUGCACUUUUAGCACCAAACCCUUCCUCCAACAACGAUGUUUAUGAGGCUGCCAUCAUCCAAGUGGCUACCACUGAAAGUCGCAUUGCUUUGAAGCUCUCACAGCGAUGCAUCGCUAGCCUUGGUUACCAGAAGGGAUACCUCUGUAAUGUAGAGAUUCAGUUUCAGUUGGACCGGCUUGCAUUUUGCUUCAGGCAUCAAGCAGUGGACAGGCUUUCCCGUGAGCAGAUUGUCUUUCCAGACUUUACCAACUGUUGCAUUCCUCAGUGUUCUCAAGCCAUUCCAAUUGGAAACCAAAAGCAACGUGAUGCUAUGACCUUUAUUACUGGACAAUGCCAUGGAAACAAAAUAGUGCCCCCUCUUCUCAUUUAUGGCCCUUUUGGAACUGGAAAGACCUUUACCUUGGCAAAAGCAGCAAUGGAAAUAGUAAAGAGACCAGAAACUAGAUUGCUUCUAUGUACAGAUACUAACAGUGCUGCAGAUUUGUAUGUCAAAGAUUAUUUUCAUCAAUAUGCUACUGAAUUUCCUGAAGGAAGACCCCUACGGUUGAAGUAUGUCAAGAAGGACCCCAUUCAUACUGACCCAAUUACACAGAAAUACUGUUUACUUUCAAACAAUUCAUUUGCUGCACCUGACAAAUGUACCUUGGAAUCAUAUCGUAUAGUGAUCACCACGUGCAUGGAGGCAAAAUUGUUCUCAGAACUCAGCCUUCCUCCUGGAUUUUUCACACACAUUUUGAUCGAUGAAGCUGCUCAGAUGUUAGAAUGUGACGCACUAAUUCCAUUGGGCAUUGCAGGAAACGAGACUCGGAUUGUCUUGGCAGGAGAUCACAUGCAAGUGACGCCAAAGCUUUUUUCAGUUGAAGAUAAUGAGAUGGCAGACUACACCUUACUCAACCGCCUGUUCCAAUACUACAUGAGAGAAAAACAUGAAAAGGCAGCUAAAAGCCGCAUAAUCUUCAAGGAAAACUAUAGGUCGGUGAAAGAGAUCAUUGACUUUGUGUCAGUACAAUUUUAUGUUGGAAAAGUCGACGUUAUUCAAGCAAGUGGAGAUGUCCAACGCCACCCAAAGUUCUAUCCUUUAAUGUUUCGCCAUGUUUCAGGGACCAGCAGAUUCCACCCAUCCACUUUAUCCUGGUACAAUGAGCAUGAAGUUUUACAAGUUGUUGAAAUGGUAGAAUCUAUUAUGAAAAGCUGGCCCAGCGAAUGGGGAAAAUCGAAUCAAAUGGAAAUCUGUGUUGUAUCUUCUGAAUUUCAUCAGAUUCGCUGCCUGAGACAGGAACUUAGAUUACAUAGAUUCAAAGAUGUUAAUGUAGAGAACGUCUCCAAUAUUCAAGGAAGGCAGUUCAGAGUGAUGAUCAUCUGUACAGUGCAUACUCGUGAAAGCAGUAUCUCUUCAAAGGGAGCUGGUUUAGAGUUUUUCAGUCAACCCAGGGUUUUGAACACAGCCAUGACACGGGCUCAAUCUCUUGUAAUAGUUGUUGGCAAUGCUUUGGCUCUUUGCUCUUUUGGAAACUGCAGAAAAAUUUGGAAGAAGUAUAUACAGGAGUCCAUUGACAAUGAAAGCAUUUACCCCGAGGAUCUGUCAAUGGAGCAGAUUAAACAAGCCAUUGAUGACACUGAAUACUGGGCUCCUAGAGAUGAAGAUGAAAGUGACAGUGACUCAGAAAAAGGCCUUGACCCAAUACUGCAAGAACUUCUGGAUGAGAGCAAGAACGUGACAUUAACCCUAACAGAGGAGGGAUUUGUAGAUUUUGUUACAGGUGAGGUUAACGAACAGGAACAUACGAGUAGUGAAGUGUCCUUUCAAUCCUCUCAGAAGAGGAACAAUGUACAGUACACAGAUUAUCCAAAGGAAGUCCUGCAAUCACUGCUGUUAUCUGAUCCUUAUAAAUAUAAGCAAUGUGAAAUAGUCAUGGAAAAGUUUUACAAAGGCUAUGCCAUCGUUCUCGAUGAUCCUCAGGGUAUACACAUUAAAAUAGAAGGUCGAGCUAAUUGUGGAAAAUCAUUUCCCGGUGACCAGGUUUUGGUUGAAGUUCUUUCACUGAGGUCUGAGGAAGGCGACAUUCCUGAUGUAAGUGGAAAGGUUGUUGGCGUUUUGAAAACAGGUGACCUGCCACGAACCUUUGUCUGCAGAGUUGAUGAAUAUGAUUCACAAGUCAUGGUUCCUAUCAACAAAUGUGUUACAAAAAUCUACACACCAUGGCAUAAGAGGAUUUGCAACAAAAUCCCUAUUCGCAGAGCCAAUAAAGAUAGAUGCUAUGAGACAGUAAGAACUAUAAACCUUACUGAAGAAAUAAGAAGAGAUAAGUUCUUUGUUGUUGAAAUAAUAUGUUGGCGAGAAAGUUUUUACCUUCCUCUAGGAAUUGUUACUAAGGUUCUCCCUGCAGCAGUAACCAUGGAUCGUGGAAUGGAAGUACUGAACUUAGAAUAUCAAGUUAAUGACAGCUUUCCAAAUGAAAUUACCAAAGAGCUGAAGCUGCUCAGUCAGGAAUCUAAAAAACUUAAUGACAAUCGAAAGGAUUGCCGGAACUACUUUACAUUUACAGUGGAUCCAGUGGAUUCCAAGGAUCUUGAUGAUGCUAUUAGUGUGAGAGAUUUAGAUGAAUACUAUGAAAUAGGUGUUCACAUCACAGAUGUAACAAGCUUUGUGCCAAAAGGUAGUUUUUUAGAUGCUGAGGCUCAGAGACGUGGACUUACUUACUAUCCUCCUACAGGAGAUCCAAUUCACAUGCUUCCUCCAACGCUGAGCCAAAAACUCUGCAGCCUUCUCCCUGGAGAAGAUCGCAAGGUCAUCUCUUUGUUUGUUCAGGUACAAAAAAGUACAGAUAUAGUUGUAAAAGCAAACUUUUCACUUUCUGUCAUUCAGUCCAAUAGGAAACUUACUUAUGAAGAAGCAGAGGAUAUUAUCGAACAUUUUAGUGGAAGUGAAUUGAGAUUUGGUACUUUGGAGGACUCAGUUGCAGUAGCCUUUCACUUUGCCAGAAUUCACCGAAAGUACAGACUUCAAGAUGGUUAUUACUAUGAAAAGCCUGAUGAACAUAGACAACUAGGAAAGAGAAGGCCCCAUCAGAUGAUUGAAGAACUCAUGAUCAUGAUGAAUAGCUUUGUUGCUGAAUUCUUGACCAAUAAGAUGAAAACAAUGAAUGUAACUCCAGUGAGAUGCCAAGGUGCUCCUGCUCAUCAGCAAAUGGUAAAUCUAAAGCAAAAGUAUAAAGACUUGGUUUGCCUUUCCAUUCAUCUCUCUCAUCUAAUGGCUGCUGGACCAAGUUCUCAAUCUCCAUCUUUUAACGAAUUCCAAAUCUUGUCGUCUUUAUGGGAUUGUCUGAUAAAAGCGGCAAAGGAUACUGAAAUUCACAAGCUGAUAGAUUUCAUUGCCACAGAUGACAUCCACCCAAAUCUUGCACCGAUAUCAUUAGAGCUGAGAAAACUUAUGCUCAAAGCCUUCACUAUUCGAUCUAACUCAACAUUACUUUCAAAACAGGGUCAUUAUUCUCUUCACGUUGAAUCUUAUACUUGGGCCACAUCACCAAUUCGGCGGUAUCUAGAUAUAGUUAUUCAACGUCUCCUUUCUCAAGUUUUACGCAAGGCAGAUAUUCAAUACACCAGACAGGAAAUUGACAAAUUUUGCAUUGACUUCAAUAGGAAAAAAAGGAAGGCUUCAAGCUAUGAAAAAAUAGCUGACAGUCUUUACUUAGCAACUCAGUUUCAAAAUCAAGGUCUGAAAAAACUGGCAUUUGCUGUCAAUGUUGAACCAUUGUCAAGGCACUUUGGUGUUCUGUUCGCUUUGAACUCUGAUGCUCUUUCAGAGGCCCACUGCAUAAACUACAGAACCCUGCAGCUGGUGGAUCAACCUGCAUUUAAUGAGGAAUCUAAAACAAUGAAAUUGAUGUGGAGGAAAAGAAUCUACAGUUUAGAAACUUCAAGAAAAACUUUCUUUCCACCGGGCCAAUUCAGCAAUCCAUAUGUCCGAAGGAUUAAUAGUAGCACAUGGCAGGAGCUUUUAAAAGCAGUCAAAUCAGAUGAAUUUUCCAAGGUAGCUGCUCUUGUCUUGGAGGAGAACAAACGUUGUCGAUCUGAUGUGAUGAAAGAGCAUUUUGGCAAGAUAGAAGUAAGCAAGUGUCAACCUUCACAUUAUGUAACAAUUUCUAUGGAAGUGAAAAAUGGUGAAGCGUUGCAAAUACAGCUGACUAAAGGAAUAAACAAUGGGUUCUUGGUACCAGCUGUGCAAUUGUUUAGUGUAACUCCAGUGUUUGAGAUUUGUGUGGAACAUGCAGAAAAUCCUGUUACCUGCUUUUCAGAGUAUGCUUCACAGUCAACCCAAAAAAACUACAAUGAUAUAAAGGCAUAUCAAGCUGUCUGGGGACCACUGUGUGCAAUGGAAUCUGCAUCAAGUGCUGUGGCUGAGAAUGAAGUUAUAGUCAUUUAUGGUGUUAAGAUAGCUUGGAAAAACAAAAAUAUGCAUGGUAAAAUUCUGUAUGGCUCUUUCACUAUUUCCAAAGAAAAUUGUAAAAAUUGGGCCAUUGAAAGUGCACUGGCCAAGUGCUAUUUGUGUCUCCGGUGUAGGUGCUUGAAGCAAAAUGUGGCAAAUGAUCUGACCAAAAAUGAAGAGCCUCUUUACCAAAUUAUGAGGAAACCCGAUGCGCCAGAAAAUUCUUCAGAACUAAAUAUUGACCCUACCAGUUACACUUGGGUGGCGCAUGCUGUGACUAAUGUAUUUUCCAAUGAUGGUCCGAAACCUGAUAGAGAAACCAACUUGAGGACAGAUUUUACUGUACACCAAAUGCCCAUGGACACCAUCCCUAAGGAAAUAUUUCAGGAGGAUACAAGAUUCAUUGUGGAAAUAAUCCCAAAGCAACUUCCUGAAAUACGUAAGGAGGAGGCUGUUCGGAAACUUGCUGAUGCAUCACCACUUGCUCAGAGUAUAGCACUGGCUCAGCAGAUGCCUAUUAGAAGGCUACAAAAAAACAAGCAGAAAUGCUACAAUAUUCCUAGGCUACCAAAGCUCAACCCGAGCCAAGAAAAUGCAGUUCGUUGUGCUCUUCAAAGUCCCUUUACACUUAUUCAAGGCCCGCCAGGAACAGGAAAAACUAUGGUUGGAGUUCAUAUCGUAUAUUGGUUCCAUAAAAUGAAUCUGGAGCUUAAUCCACCUAUUGGCCCAGCAGGACCAGAUGGGCACAAUAAAAACUAUAUACUGUACUGUGGACCUUCCAACAAAUCCGUCAAUGUUGUUGCCGAAUACCUCCUGGAGCUGAAAGCAGAGCUGAAACCACUCCGUGUUUACAGUGAGCAAGUGGAGAUAAUGGAUUUUCCAUAUCAAGGCAGCAACCUGUUGAUCUCAAAGAGAUCCCUGAGAGAAGCAAAACCAAAACCUGAACUGAAGCCAAUAACCCUACAUUACAGAAUCCGACAGCCUUCAAAUCCUUAUGCAAAUAGAAUAAAAGAGUUUGAUGUCAAGUUUCAAACUGAAGCAGAAGUGACAGAGGAUGAAAUAAGAGAGUACAAGGAAUUGCUUGACGCUGCUCGCAAAUUUGAAUUUAGAUGUCAUAAUGUCAUCCUUUGUACCUGUGCCACUUCUUCCAGUAAAACUCUACAAAGAUUAAGAAUGCGCCAGAUCUUGGUGGAUGAGAGCGCCAUGUGCACAGAACCAGAAUUAUUGAUCCCUAUCGUCGCACAUAAAAAAGCAGAGCAGAUUGUUCUUCUGGGAGACCAUAUGCAACUGCGUCCCAUUAUAUCCAAUGAGUUCUGUCGACGCCUUGGCAUGGAGACAUCACUGUUUGAGCGCUAUGAGCGCUAUGUUCAACAUGGAUUGCUCCUGGAUGUCCAAUAUCGGAUGCAUCAAGAAAUUUGCCAGUUUCCUUCUGAUAAAUUUUAUGGAGGAAAAUUAAAGACUGAUGGAAGGAUUGCAUCUCGCCCGAGAAGUGUCUUCUGUCAUGCUGGCAAGCACCAUUGCCCGAUAAUCUUUGGGCAUAUGGUGGGGAAUGAAAUUAGUUUGAUGGUUUCGACAGAAGAGGGAAAUGAGAAUUCCAGAGCAAACAAGCCAGAGGCUGAAAAAGCUGUGCAUAUUGUGCAUCAGUUAUUACUCAAUGAUAUCAAACCAAGCGACAUUGCAGUUCUGACACCUUAUAAUGCACAGGUGAUUGAGAUAAGCAAACUGUUCAAAGCAAAAGGAAUUAAAGGUGUUACUGUCUGUACCAUCGUCAAAAGUCAAGGAAGUGAAUGGCGUUAUGUCAUCUUCUCUGUUGUUCGAUCUCUUUUAAAGAAAGAUAUUGACACACAACCUUCAAAAUCCUGGCUGAAGCAACAUCUGGGUUUUAUCACUGAUCCAAAUCAAGUGAAUGUUGCACUUACUAGGGCAAAGGAAGGCCUUUGUAUCCUCGGAAAUGAGCAUUUGCUGAGCUGUAGUUAUCUCUGGAAGGACUUGUUGGCACAUUAUAAGAGGAAGAAUAGUUUUGUGGAUGCAGAGCAAAUUUAUGUGAGAAGAUAAUUAUGGUUUAACACCCAGCCAAAGGAUCCGAGAAUUUUCAAACUAUCUGAAAUGUUAAAAAUUUCACAGAACAGCUUUUUGCUUCCAGUUCUGUUUUUGUAAUAUGAUUUAUUAUAUUUCCUUUUACUUCUGUACCACAACUGAAAGUGAUAGUUCAUUUAAAGUUUUGGUCAAUCAUUAUCUCAUGCUUUCUUAGUGCAAUUAUAGAGAAUUCUAAAUUUAUUCAGAUUUUAUACACAAGAUUAUUGUUCAGAUUAAGUAAUCUGAAUUAUUUAGACCAUAAAACCAUAAAUAUAGGACCAGAAUUGGGCCAUUUGGCCCAUCAAGUCUACUCUGCCAUUUCAUCAUGGCUGAUCCAUUUUUUAGAGAAUUCCAAAUUUAAAUUUAGAGUUUAAAUAAUUCAGAUUAAUUAUUCAGAUUUUACUGUCUUUAGUCUAUGAAUAUAUUUAAUGCAGAUUUUUCAAAAUGAGUGCAUUUUAUAACUUAGAUGCAACUUUAUAAAAAAGUUUAGAUUUUAAAAAUACAUUGUAUAUUGUCAAUCUUUUUUAUUCAGAAGCACAUUUAGCACUUUUUGCUUAGAAUUGAAUGUGAUCUGUAAUAUGUGAACUGAUUUACUACAUUCCUAGCUUUUUAAAGUCAAGAAAUUGGCUUCACUUUUAUGAGCAAAUAAAUUGGCAGUGUUACAUUGCAAUUAAAUGACUUAAUUAGAAAGUAUACAUUUUAAUUCCAGGUGUUUUGAAAAUACAUUUAUUUUAAUCUUUUAAAGAAUGUUUUUUACCAAAGCAUAUAAUCUAUACUGUGGAUUUAUAUUUUUCGUGAAAUUGAUUGUUUUUCCUUGUGUGUUUUACUUUUCAUGUUCAUUGUAUGAUUUAAUUAAGUACAUUUCCAGUUUGGUGGUAAAAUUUCAAUUGACAAAGUACAUUUUAGGAAUGGCUUUCUUAAAAAUUAAAGAAUUAAUAUUGGUUAAAAACAUAAUGUUACUAGAUCUGGGAAAUGAGAUGGUUGAUGUUGCUAAUUACUUAAUGAUGCAACAAUUUGCUUAUUUAAAAGUCUAUCUUGUGAUACAACGUUACAAUGGCCUUUUAUUAUAAGGGAUGUUUAGCCAUGGGAAAUGGUGGAAAUGUUCAGAGGGUUAGGCAGCCUUGUGGUUCAGAUUAUUGUCAUCGAUCAUCAGGAAUAUGAAACAACUUAAGUUUUGUGUUUUUUUAUGAGUGUUAAUUCCAAAUGAAAACAACUUUAGGUUAAUUAAACCAGAAUAGGAGGAUGCUGCUUGGUUUAAGUAUUUCUAGCAUAGGAGCUAUUUUUGUGCUUUCAUUAUGUAGCAAUAAGAAUAUUUAUCAAUGUGCAAACAGCAUUGCUAAAUAACUAGUAUAUUUGACCAUCUAACCUUACUGUGAUGUUUUCUGUUUAUUAUCACAUUCCUUUUGCUCAGGGAAAGGUUAGAAAUUUGGAAGUUUUCUCUUUUGAUGUGUUUGUCUACACAUUUACCUAUUGAACAUUUUAUUUCAAUAGACAAUAGACAGUAGGUGCAGGAGUAGGCCGUUCGGCCCUUCUAGCCAGCUCCGCCAUUCACUGUGAUCAUACACAAUCAGUACCCCAUUCCUGCCCUCUCCCCAUAUCCCUUGACCCCGCUAUCUAUGAGAGCUCUAUCUAACUCUCUCUUGAAUGCAUCCAGAGACUUGGCCUACACUGCCUUCUGGGGCAGAGUAUUUCCUCUAUUAAUUGACAUCCAAGACCUCUUCUUACAUUUGAAUAAGGCUAAAAAGAUAAUUCUCUGUAGAUAAUCAUAUUUCUCAAUGCUCUCUGUUGAACUCUUACUUAAAAUGAAAGCUUCCCCAGCAUAUCUGUCAGUUCCUUGAUCUAAUUUUCUCUAAUUCAAUACAAUACAUGUUUGGGAAAUAGUUUUGAGAACUGAAGUUGCCAUAUUCUUAUAUUAGGUCUCUAAAAUUCUUCAUCUAUUACAUUUGAAUAGGUCUCUUUUUAUCAAAAACUUUACAUUUCCCGAUCAAUAUUCAUUCAACACCUUAAUCCUUCUGCAAAUGAAAGGGUGAUCUAUUUUAAGUUGACGUCAAUGCAUUUGAUCAUUUGAUUUUAAGCUUGAAUGUGCUGACAUGACAAAUGCAUGAUUUAGUAUUAUUACCAAAAAAAUUCUGUCUUUAUGUUUUUGAAUUCUGAUUACCGUUAGCCCCCAGAUGAAGUUACUUCACAAAUUUGUGACUUCAUAGUAUAUUAAACUACUCUAAUGUUAGAAUGAAGAGUUUCACAAACAGUCCCUGGUUCAUCUUGUAAUCUAAAUUUAAAUUCAGCAAUUGUUGAGCUGAUUGUUGGGUAUUUAAUAUUUCAGUAAUAUUGUAAAUAUAUUGUUCAAUUAAGCAUUCUUGUUCAUUUAUAUAAUUCAAUACAUUUAUAUGUAAAACUAUGUGUAUCACAUGCUACCAUGCAAUACCUCACCUAAAGUAAAAAAAUGAAGUACACAACUUUUCUCCCAACUUCCUUGUUUUGCUUUCAAUUAGUUCUCAUGUUUUCAGUUACAAAACAUAACACUGCUAAUUCUUCUUUCCUACUGCAAGCAAAUGUGCAUAAUCACCACUUGAUUCUAACCUCUUAUCAAUGCUUCAAUUGACCUAAUCAUCAUAUACUAAAAAAGUGUCAAUGUAAAGACAAUCCUUAUAACCUUUAAUCUGUACUUUAAAAAAAUUGAAACUACUGUUUCUAUUCUGGUUUUCCAUAAGAUACCUCUUCAAGGUUAAUUACGUUUUUCUGGAGUUCUUUAUUUUAGAACUGGUCAGCCAACUCACUCAUCAUAUUGGGAGAUAUUGUCAAGACUUUCUUACACUCUGGAGGUUUGAUUGAGCUUCUCUGUUCCACAUUUCUCUGGGCACUGACAUGUGUGGAACAUAUUUAAGUGCAAAUAUAAUCUAUAAGUUAAAGCACAAGGGUUAAGUGCAUUAUAAUGAACUGAGACCAUCAUGUCUUUUAUGCAUAUUCUUUGUUUCUUUUGUAACUUAUUGUUUUAACGUGCUUUUUAAGUGCAGACUAUGUCUACAUCCAACAACCUAUAUUUUAUAAAUUGCUGUGAUUUGAAGCCUUUUAAAAUUUUUGCCAGUCUACUUAGUAAUAAUUUGGUGUCAUAAAUUGAGUUGCAGAUACAAUAUAUGUUUUUGUAUUGUAAAGAAUUAUUUUUAAAUAUUGUUGCAAUAUUCAUUCUUGAAAGAAUAUAAUUUGAAAUCUUCAAUAAAUUUCUGUAGAUUUUUGUAAUAUAAAUUCUUACUGUAUCUCUGUUACAGGGUUCCCCAAUAUUUUACUUAAGAAUUAAUAAUACUGGAAUCAAUUUUGUUCCAUAGCAA